AUUAUUAGCGCUCUUUAGCGUUUGCUAGCUCAAAAAAUACAUACACUAACACCAAGUGUGUUAAGUACCUCUCUUCUGCUCCGUCUUUUCUUUGUUUUGUUGCUUAUUAGUUCGACACUGCAACUGAACUGAUCGAGCUAUAUACAUGCCGAGAAAAGGGAUGAGAAGCUUGUUCUUUUCGUCCAAGGCAUCCGCGUCUUCCUUGUCUCAGAAUUAUCCAUCCACCCCGGCGCGGAUUUCAUCCGACGCGUCCAUGGAGCGGAUCCUGACGAUCUCGGAAUCUGUUAUUGGGAAAUGGAACUCGGACGCUUCCUCGUACGCCAGGGUCACCUCCCUCUUCUACGAGAACCGGAGGGAAGCCAGGGACUUCAUCAGGUGCGUCAACGAGCUGCAGAGAUGCAUGCACUCGCUGGUCGCCGAGGACGCCAACUCGGAGAAGCUCGUCCGCGGCCAGUGCCUGAUGGAGGUCGCCAUGAAGCGGCUUCAGAAGGAGUUUUACCAGAUCUUGUCGAUGAACCGAGCUCACCUGGAUCCGGAGUCCGUCUCGGCCAGGUCGUCUCGCGCCUCCACGCUAUCCAGCUUGUCGGACUACGAGGACGAGGACGUCCUGGCCGAGGACGACAUUCGGGUUGCUGGCGAAUCGAUCUCGGAAGUCGAGGACGUGUCCAACGUCGCCAUGGCUGAUUUGAGAGCCAUCGCGGAGUGCAUGAUAUCCUCCGGUUACGCCAAAGAGUGCGUGAAGAUAUACAAAAUAAUACGAAAAUCGAUCGUCGACGAAGGCAUAUACAAGCUCGGAGUUGAGAAAAUGAGUUCGUCUCACAUCCAAAAGAUGGAUUGGAACUCAUUGGAGUUGAGGAUCAACAACUGGUUGAGCGGCGUGAAGAUCGCCGUGAAGACGCUCUUCAACGGGGAGAGAAUCCUCUGCGACCACGUCUUCGCCGCCUCGGACUCCAUCCGGGAGUCGUGCUUCGCCGAGAUCACCAGAGAAGGCGCCCAGAUCCUGUUCGGAUUCCCGGAACCCGUGGCCAAGAUCGGAAAGAAGAAAGACUCGCCGGAAAAAGUGUUCCGGUUACUCGACAUGUACACGGCGAUCUCCGGUCAGUGGCCUGACAUCGAGUCAAUCUUCUCGUUCGAGUCCACGUCGGCCGUCCUGUCGCAGGCCAUCGCUUCCCUCAUCAGACUCGGCGAGUCAGUACGAGCCAUGCUCACCGAGUUCGAAGCAACAAUCCACAAGGACUCGUCGAAAUCUCCCGUACCAGGCGGCGGCGUACACCCGCUGACCGUGCGCGUCACGGAUUACGUCACGCUCCUGGCCGAUUACAGCAACGUGCUGGCCGACAUCCUCGCCGGCCACCCCCCGCCGUCGAAGUCUUCCUUGCCGGAGUCCUACUUCGACACGUCCUACUCCGACGACUUCCCGGAGCCGGCGAUCUCCCUCCGGUUCGCGUGGCUGAUCCUCGUCCUGUUGUGCAAACUCGACGGCAAAGCGAAGCAUCACAAGGAAGUCUCUCUCUCUUACCUCUUUCUAGCCAACAACCUCCAGCACAUCGUCAACAGGGUCCGCACGUCCAACGUCAAGUACUUGCUCGGCGACGAGUGGGUGGCUAGUCACGAGGCCAAGGUCAAGCAAUUCGCGGCGAACUACGAGCGGCUGGGAUGGGGCGGCGUCAUCGGGUCCCUGCCGGAGGAUCCGACGGCGGCGAUGCCCGUCGCGAAAGCGAAGGAGUGCUUCAGGAGAUUCAAUACGAGUUUCGAGCAGGCGCACCGUAAGCAGUCGGUGUGCGUCGUGCAGGAUAGCAAGCUCCGCGACGAGAUCAAGGUUUCGAUAGCGAGGAAGGUCGUCGGGGCGUACAGGGAGUUCUACGACGCGAACAGGGCGGUGUGGAGGGGGGAGAGGGAUUUGGUCAGAUAUGCCCCUGAGGAUGUGGGGAAUUACCUGUCGGAUCUGUUCUUCGGAGGUGCUGGGUCGGGGAGUUCUUCGUCAUUGUCGUCUACUUCAAACUCGUCGCAUUCGCGGCCGUUACGGUCUCGUUAAGAAAGCUGUUGAUUACGUAAAUAAUAACGACGGUUGUUGUAAGCACGAGUUCCCUGUCUGUCUUAACGGAUUUGAGGAAAUAUUUUGGGAGUAAUUAUUCAGGAGUCCACCGCUCGGCCAUUUCAAAACCACAUAUUCAUAAGAUGUUUAUACACUUAGUCGUGAAUUUUACGAGAAUGUGUGGUUGUAAAGUAAUACGAGCUAUCGGACUACUGAAUAAUUUCACCUAUAUUAGAGGUAUAUAACUGUUGGUGGUGUAAAAUAAUUACUAUAAGUGGCUACGUUUUGUGAUUAUGUGGUUAAUUAAUUAUCCCUUGGAGGAUUUGGCUUUCCUUUCAGGAUUUGUAUCCUCUAUUUUGUAGAAAAUUAAGCUGUUCUUAUACAAAUUUUGUAC
Messenger RNA from Rhododendron vialii, 2429 nucleotides. Its product is annotated as exocyst complex component EXO70H1-like. Gene Ontology annotation, molecular function: phosphatidylinositol-4,5-bisphosphate binding. Bases 146 to 2035 code for a protein of 629 amino acids. Lineage: Eukaryota; Viridiplantae; Streptophyta; Magnoliopsida; Ericales; Ericaceae. The record is from RefSeq and is a predicted model, not a curated record. Gene Ontology annotation, cellular component: exocyst. Gene Ontology annotation, biological process: exocytosis. The transcript has a single exon.